Molecule: messenger RNA, 591 nt
Organism: Puccinia triticina
Lineage: Eukaryota; Fungi; Basidiomycota; Pucciniomycetes; Pucciniales; Pucciniaceae
Exons: 3
Coding region: 1-591 (196 amino acids)
Source: RefSeq, a predicted model, not a curated record
AUGGAUUUUUUCAAUGGUGGAUUGAGGUUGAUGAUGUCACAUUGGUGUGACCUUAUGAUUGAUUUAUUUCAUCAUAUUGAAAAGCUUGCCCUAGUCCCAACUGAAAUUCUUUCAGAAUUUCAGAAAAAAGAUCAAGGAAAAUUCUUUUCAAGUUUAAUUGUUGCCAAAUACACUCAUUAUGAUGUUUACAGUACAUAUCUCAACUUUGAUCUCAGAUUGAGCAUUUUGGAAGACUGUAACCUGAAGGAUGACCUCAAGGAGAUUUUUAAGGGAGUUGAUGAGGGCACUUGGAAACAGGUAGAGUUCCAAUUUGUAACAGCCCAAUUGAAAUUUGAAGAAUCUGUGCAGUUGUUUGAUGAUUUUGAUGAAAUCAGGGAAGAAUUUAUCACCAAAGCAUCACCAAGCACAGCUACUUCAGUAUCUGACAUGAAGAUACUGUUGGAAAAUAUAAUUGCAUACAUUCCAGGAGUAGAGCUUAAGGGUUAUGCUUAUGAGGAAGAUGAAGUGCUUAUACAUUUCAAAUUGCUGUAUGAAAUGAUCAUUUUUGCCAAAGAUAGCCAAGAGUGGCAAGAUGGAGGAUUCCAAGCCUAA